AUGACGGAUGAUGACAUGCAAAUGGUUGUAGAGAAAAUUUUCGGACAACAGAAAACAAAAUGUACUGGAUUCAUCUUACGUGAUAAUGCCUUGACAUCAAUCGGCAUGAAAAUGUUCGUCGACGCAUUACUUGCGACACGAACGAAGUUAAAAUAUCUUAAUCUGUCGAAUAACCCAAAUGUAGGUGACGUUGGCAUUGAACAUUUAGUGUAUCUGUUGAAAAAAACUCGAUCAAUAACUUUUCUGGCCUUAUCCAACACGGGUAUAACUGAUCGAAGUGUUCGAUUACUAGCGGAUUUACUUUGUGAUGUUGAUGUUGAUGCUGAUAAUGAUUCAUAUUGUCCACAUCUCGAAAAACUUUAUUUAUCUUUCAAUGAAUUUUGUCAAAAUGAUGAUUCUUGUCCAGUACUAUAUUCAUUUUGGUUACCUUUAUCUGAUGGUGAAUUACUUGACAAUGAAUUAGGAAAAACCAGUUUAACAACAAUUCAAACAGAAAUUAAUAAUCACGAUGAAUUAUCAUUAGAAGAUAAAACAACAACACCUAAACCUGUCAGUUUUGCAAAAGUUAUUUAA
Rotaria sp. Silwood1 is the source of this 573-nucleotide messenger RNA. The record is from the annotation of a GenBank genome assembly. NCBI's taxonomy places the organism in Eukaryota, Metazoa, Rotifera, Eurotatoria, Philodinida, Philodinidae.